ACUUUUCUUUUAAACGAACAGUUAACUAGUAACUGACAACCAAUUCAAGGAGGAAUUUAAACAAUGAAAGUAAUAAAUACCAUUAUAUAAUAAGUAGUUAUACAAAAAAAUAAUUUUUAUUGAUUUUCUGUUUCUGUAUUAAUGUGAUAUGUAUAAUGUGAAGUUUUACGUUGAACACUAAAACAUAGAAGUUUUAUAAUUCGCCAAGUUGGUAGUUACCAUCUGUUAUUACGACAUAUAUUACCUGUAAAUGUCUAAUAUUCAACAGUUGGUUAAUAAAUGUCGAUAUAAAUUUGCAAAACUGACUGAAAAAUUUAACAGUAGCUUAGUGAAACCAAAGUCAUUGUAUAGCUUUGACGAACCUCGUAAUUCGUCAGUUGUAGCCUUUGUACUGUCUUGUCAUGUCCUCUGUUGUGGGACUAAACACCACUAACAUUCAAACGAUAACUCGGCACUCAAACGAUGUAACCAAAUGCUGUUUUUCCAAACGAUUUCAACUGGCAAUUAGUUCCAGCGAUAGAACAGUUUCCGUUUGGAAAUGGUGUUCUGGUCAAAAGUUUGUAGAAGAGUCGUAUUCUCCUCUAACUCAUCACAAGUACAUGGUUUCUAGUGUACAAUUCAAUGGAGAAGGAACUUUAUUAGCUACUUCUUCGAUGGACGGUAAUAUCGCUUUGUGUGAUGUUGAUUCUGGAAAAGUCUUGUCUACAUUAGUACAUAAUAGUCGUACUGGUGUUCGAUCGUCAUGUUUUACUUCAGACUACAAAUGUAUCAUUUCUGCUGGCGAUGAUGGGACUAUGUGUAUUUGGGAUUUAUUUCGAAAAUCUUUAAUCAGAACGCUUUCGGGACAUGAAGAAGCUGUAUCAACAAUUUGUUGUUCUAAAGAUUCUAGAAUAGUUGUAACUGGAGACACAACAGGCGUGGCUAAAAUAUGGUCAAUUUCAGAGCUUACUGAUCCGUGUGGUAAAACAGUGCCAUUAUAUGUUAUAUCUGGUUGCCAUGACAUGGGUGUAAGCUCUGUUGACGUGUCACCAAUAAACCCUAUAACCAAUAAAGGAAAAAUAUACAAUGUUAUGUCAAGUGGUAGUGAUCAUUUAAUAAAACAUUGGCAAGUAGUUUUGUGGAAGUGUAAUUCAAAUUCUUAUCAAUGUGCUGUGAAAUUUAUUAAGUCACUUAAAGGUCAUUCGUCAAUUGUAACUGGUGUGUGCUUCAAUCACGAUGGGAAAAUGCUCGCAUCCACUUCAAUGGAUAAAACUAUUAGAUUAUGGCAGCUGGAUGAGUCUAAUAAUUCGUUAUGUUGUUCAGUACUUGAAGGACAUAACCGGUAUGUUAACACUUGCGUGUUUUCAGAAGAAAGUCUACUGUUGGCAACAGGAUCUAACGACAAAUCAGUAAUUAUUUGGGAUGUAAAGGGUGACAUGGAUAUCUAUUUUCAAAUGAGCACACGAGAAGAAAUAGUUGGAAGUUCCAUAAAUGACACUAAAGCUGAAGUUUCUUUACUAAAAAGAUUCAAUACAUUCAAUAAUGCAGUAAAUUCCUGUGAUUUCAGUAUUGAUAAUAAAAUUUUAAUUGCAGCGGGAAGGGUAUGGAAUCGUGUAAAACACGGACAAUGGCAAGAAGUUGAAUUUUCACCAUUAAGAGCUCAUCACUAUUCCAUACAACAUAUAACAAUAUCUAUGUGCUCAUUGUAUAUGGCAUCAUGUUCAUUAGAUGGAAUAACGAUUAUUUGGGAUUUACGUAUGUUUGAACAAAAAGGUGUGCUGCAUGCUGAUUGCGGUGGAGCAAGGUGUUGUUCAUUUUCUGGUAACUCGAAACUCAUCGCAGUUGCAUAUAAUAAUGAAACGAUAUUUGUAUGGAAUAUAGAAACUUUACAACUAAUUUCAAAGCUGUCUGGGAAUAAUGAAGAUAUAACUUGCGUGACGUUUAGUCCUGAUUCAUAUUAUUUGAUGGCUGGUUGUGUAGAAGGUCAUUUUAGGAUAUGGUCAGUACAUCCUCAGAAACACAUAGUAUCUAAUUCAAGUUCACUAUGCCAAGAUAAUGCUCACGAUAUCGGUAUUACCACCGCACAUUUUGCAUACAAAAACCCAUCAAUAAAACAUUCGUUAUUUCUACUUACCGGUGGUAACGAUGGUUUACUAAAGACGUGGAGGAUGCUCAAUGGUCAAGUUGAUUUUAAAAUGAAAUUUAUUGGACACGGAAGUGAUAUAACUUGUGCGAAAUUUCCACAAAAUACUACCACUUAUUUUGCAUCCACUUCACUUGAUAAGACUGCUAGAAUAUGGCAAACGAAGACUGGAGAAUGCCUCCAUGUAAUAGACCCAAAAAAUGCUAUACUUACUUGUUGUUCGUUUUCAUCAGAUAAUAGAGUAUUAGCUACAGGAUCGUUGGAUAAGACAUUAUUUUUAUGGAAUUUACCAAUAGAAGGCGAAGAUUUCACAUCUAUUAGGAAGUCGGCAUCUCUAGAAAAAACUUAUCAGCGUUUGGACGCUUUAACUAAUAUUGAAAAACAAAAUUUAGAAGUGGAUAUAGUAAAAUUAGCUCCAUCUAUAGAUGCACCUGAAGAGUUAAUCUGUCCAAUAACCCAACAGAUAUUCAGAGAUCCGGUUAUAUGUUCGGAUGGACAUACAUAUGAAAGGGAUGCAAUAGUUUCAUGGUUUCGACGUGGAAAAAUCACUAGUCCACUUACUAAUGAACCGUUAUUGUCAAAAUCAAUGAAGUCAGAUUCUAUCAUAAAAAAGUUGGUCACUUCAUUUGAAAAGCAGAAUCAAAGUUAAAUCAUUUUACCAUAGCACAUUAGCACAUUUUUUCCCGAUAAUUUAUGUAAACUUGUGUAUUGAGAUGUGCUAUCAUUUUAUACGUGAUAACUUUGUUAGAUUAUUUGAACAAUCGCCGUUAUAAUAUUAUUUACAAGAAAUAUAGAUAAAUUUUUUUAAUAUUUAAUGGGGAAAAGUUUUUUUUUGAAAUUACGCUUAUAAGAAUUUAUAAUAAUAGUUGAUGUUGAACUUUUUGUUUUGAUAAGUUUAAUUUUUUAAACUUUAUUUAGUUAAUGAAAUAUAGAACGAUGGUUCACCUAUAACUGACGAAAUAUUAUAAAUAUAAAACAUAGUAUAAUUUUUUUCUUUUUAGAAGUAAUAGUGUAAUACGUUCUAUAAUUUUCAAACCAAUGUUUUGUUCUAUUUCCUCUCCUUCUCUCUUAAAGUUUUAUUAACUCAAGUUUAUUUAAUAGUAACUUAUAUGUUUAUUCAGUUUAAAAUAAGAAAACGGUAGCACAGUGUGGACGUGGCGUAGCUGGGAAAAGUAUAGAUGACAUCUGACAGUGAUUAAAACGCUAUCAUAAGAAACGGUUCGAUGUAAAUCUAUAAAUAGUAUUUCAUUUUAAAAAAUUUGUGAUUAUUCAAAAAGCAAAAUGAACUUUUAUUUUCUUAUUGAUAUCCUGAUUACAAGUUUUAUAAUUAAUACGUGUAAUAUAUGAAUAAAUAUUUAUUAUUGCUA
Molecule: messenger RNA, 3489 nt
Organism: Daktulosphaira vitifoliae (grape phylloxera)
Lineage: Eukaryota; Metazoa; Arthropoda; Insecta; Hemiptera; Phylloxeridae
Product: WD repeat, SAM and U-box domain-containing protein 1-like
Exons: 18
Coding region: 402-2771 (789 amino acids)
Biological process (GO): protein ubiquitination
Molecular function (GO): ubiquitin-protein transferase activity; protein binding
Source: RefSeq, a predicted model, not a curated record